ACUCAACUCGCAGUCGCAGGGUCGCAGCUGCACGGCUGCACCAGCUGCACUCCGACUAGGUGCUCACCUGCACAGCCCGCCAAUUUUUUGAGCCCAACUGGCAUAGCAAACGCUAAGCAAACGGAGGAAUCGCCGAACCCACGCAGUACUGCGCGGAGCUGCGACGUCGGUUUUUCUGAGAUAACGAGGGAGUAGCGAUGGCAGCUGAGGGCAUCGUGAACCUUGCCGGAAAAGUUGCCAUCAUCACGGGCGCUUCGUCCGGCAUUGGCUGGAGCACGGCGCUUCUGUUCGCGAAGCUCGGGGCGAGGCUCUCGCUAGCAGGACGCGACUCGACGAGACUGGACGCGGUCAGGGAGGCGUGUCGGCGAGAGUCGCCGUCGCCGGAGGACGAGAUUAACUUGACAGUUGGAGACCUGACCAACACCGGCAUAGCUGAAAGCCUCGUGGAAUCCACGACCAAGAAGUUUGGAAAGAUAGACAUUCUCGUCAACUGUGCAGGGAUCAUCGGCAAUGGCACCAUCGAGCAAACCACCCUGGAGCAGUACGACACCAUGUUUGCCGUCAACGUCAGGUCGGCGUACCACCUGAUGAUGCUCACCGUGCCUCACCUGGUCCUGAGUAAGGGCAACGUCGUCAACGUCUCCAGCGUGUGCGGCAUGCGGUCGUUCCCCAAUGUACUUGCCUACUGCAUGUCCAAGAGUGCCAUCGACCAGCUGACUGCCUGCACAGCCCUGGAGUUGGCAAGCAAGCAAGUUCGGGUGAACGCUGUCAACCCCGGCGUUGUUGUCACGGAGCUUCAGAAGCGCGGUGGCAUGUCGGAGGAGAACUAUGCAGCGUUCCUGGAGCACUGCAAGUCUACGCACCCCCUGGGCAGGCCCGGAGAUCCCGACGAGGUGGCCAAGGUCGUCGCGUUCCUAGCGUCGGACGCCGCCUCUUUCGUAACGGGCAUCACGCUGCCCGUGGACGGCGGGCGCCACGCCACCUGCGCGAGGUGACCGGUGCCGAGUCUGGCCGCGUUCCUCCUCUAAAGCACGGUGGCCGAUCGAACAUUUUGCUCAUGCUGCAAGAGCAGUGGACUUGGGAACAAUAAAGGUGUAUGAGAUCCCUUU
Molecule: messenger RNA, 1109 nt
Organism: Ixodes scapularis (black-legged tick)
Lineage: Eukaryota; Metazoa; Arthropoda; Arachnida; Ixodida; Ixodidae
Product: 3-oxoacyl-[acyl-carrier-protein] reductase FabG
Exons: 10
Coding region: 198-995 (265 amino acids)
Molecular function (GO): oxidoreductase activity
Source: RefSeq, a predicted model, not a curated record